CACUCAUCCGUCAGAGUUCCCGAAUUAUAUCAUAUAUUCCCCUGCAACUUUAAUCCAUUCUUUGCUUCACUUUACUUCUUCACUUGGGCUUCUUUUGUUUCCACUCUAACACUCAUCUCUCUCUCUCCAUUGUUGGGUUUGGGUUUGCUUCAGAUUCUUUAAUGGGUUUUCUGGGUAGUAAAGCUACGGCUGGGCGGCUUCUGCUUCUACUUAUAGCAGUUUCAGCUGCUACAGCUGAUGAAGAUGUAUUUAUUGGCGUGAACAUAGGAACAGAUCUGUCAGACAUGCCACACCCAACACAAGUAGUAGCCCUACUAAAAGCUCAGCAAAUUCGACAUGUCCGGUUAUAUGAUGCUGACCGUGGCAUGCUAGUUGCACUUGCAAAUACUGGCAUUCAAGUUAUGAUUUCUGUUCCUAAUGAACAAAUCCUUGGAAUUGGUCAAUCUAAUUCCACUGCAGCCAAUUGGGUAUCUCAGAAUGUGGUAGCACAUUACCCAGCCACAAACAUCACAGCCAUAGCUGUUGGGUCAGACGUUCUUACCACCCUCCCAAAUGCUGCAAAAAUUCUUGUCAAUGCUCUCAAGUACAUUCAAUCAGCCCUUGUGGCAUCCAAUCUUGACCGCCAAAUCAAAGUUUCAACUCCUCUUUCUUCCUCCAUUAUCCUUGAUUCCUUCCCACCUUCCCAAGCCUUCUUUAACCGUUCAUUGAAUCCAGUUUUGGUCCCCAUGCUUACUUUCUUGCAGUCCACAGGAUCGUUUCUCAUGCUCAAUAUAUACCCAUACUACGAUUACAUGCAAUCAAAUGGUGUCAUUCCAUUAGAUUAUGCACUCUUCAAGUCCCUCCCUCCAAACAAAGAAGCUGUUGAUUCCAAUACGCUUCUUCAUUACACUAAUGUUUUUGAUGCUGUGGUUGAUGCAGCAUAUUAUGCCAUGGCUUUUCUUAACUUCACUAACGUUCCGAUAAUAGUGACAGAAGAUACGAAACCUGGACCCAUCUCAGAGAAGAACUGGGGAUUGUUUGAUGCAAAUGGGACACCUAUCUACAUUUUGCGUUUGACAGGAUCAGGAGCAGUAUUAUCAAAUGAUACUACGAACCAAACUUUCUGUAUUACAAAGGAUGGCGCUGAUCCAAAGAUGCUUCAGGCUGCACUAGAUUGGGCUUGUGGACCUGGCAAGGUGGAUUGCUCAGCUUUAUUGCAGGGAGAACCAUGCUACGAACCUGAUAACGUGAUUGCACAUGCAACAUAUGCGUUUGAUACCUACUAUCAUAAGAUGGGGAAGACUCCGGCGGCAUGCGACUUCAAUGGAGUGGCUGCAAUUACCACAACAGAUCCAAGCCAUGGAUCCUGCAUAUUUCCAGGAAGUCUUGGCAAGAAUGGCACCUUGGUAAAUAUCACAGCUCCAUCAUUGAAUUCCACAAGUGUAGAUUCUUCCGCCUACAACCUUCACAGCAAUGCUUUUACAAGCAUUGUACUGAUAAUUGAAAUUUUCAUCAGCGUUGCAGUUUUCUUGUAGGCAGGUUAGUAUGUAUAUGUGGGUCUUGGAAGCUUUCAGAAAUUUUGAGAUAGAUGGUGCUCAGAGGGUGUGUUUCCCUUCACUAGGAGAAAAAGGGUCUACUUAGCAGGUAGUUUUAGGGAUUUGGUUGACUCAAUUUUGUAAAAAACAAAGCCGAAUGGCCUGAGCUUCAACUAUUAAUUCAUAUUCUUUUAAUUUGAAAGUUCUUUUGAAGUUCUACAUUGAA
This is a messenger RNA of Prunus avium (sweet cherry), 1740 nucleotides long. RefSeq names its product glucan endo-1,3-beta-glucosidase 2. Gene Ontology annotation, molecular function: hydrolase activity, hydrolyzing O-glycosyl compounds. Gene Ontology annotation, biological process: carbohydrate metabolic process. NCBI's taxonomy places the organism in Eukaryota, Viridiplantae, Streptophyta, Magnoliopsida, Rosales, Rosaceae. The record is from RefSeq and is a predicted model, not a curated record.